This is a messenger RNA of Perkinsus marinus ATCC 50983, 610 nucleotides long. Its product is annotated as 40S ribosomal protein S16, putative. NCBI's taxonomy places the organism in Eukaryota, Perkinsozoa, Perkinsida, Perkinsidae. Gene Ontology annotation, cellular component: cytosolic small ribosomal subunit; ribosome. The record is from RefSeq and is a predicted model, not a curated record. Gene Ontology annotation, molecular function: RNA binding; structural constituent of ribosome. Bases 25 to 468 code for a protein of 147 amino acids. Gene Ontology annotation, biological process: translation; maturation of SSU-rRNA from tricistronic rRNA transcript (SSU-rRNA, 5.8S rRNA, LSU-rRNA). The transcript has 3 exons.
GUUGCUGUCCGCCCGUCGUAGGAUAUGUCUUACAACGCUGUAAAGGAGGAGCGCUGCCAAACCUUUGGCCGCAAGAAGAACGCUGUUGCCGUCGCCCUUGUCUCUACUGGCAAGGGUAUGAUCCGUGUCAAUGGUAUGCCCUUGGAUCAGGUGAACCCUCCUACCCUUCGUGUGAAGGCUAUGGAGCCCAUCCUCCUCCUCGGUGCUGAUCGCUUCCAGAACAUAGACGUCCGUGUCCGCGUUCGUGGUGGUGGUUACACUUCCCAGAUCUACGCCAUCCGUCAGGCCAUCGCCAAGGGAAUCGUCUCUUACUACCAGAAGUACAUCGAUGAGGUUUCCAAGAACGAGAUCCGUGACAUCCUGAUCGCCUAUGACCGUUCCCUCCUCGUUGCUGAUCCCCGUCGUUGCGAGCCCAAGAAGUUCGGUGGCCAUUCCGCCCGCGCACGCUUCCAGAAAUCCUAUCGAUAAAUGCUCUACCUGCUUUGUUGCCUUUGCUACUGUACAUAGUAGUUAUUGUUGCAUCUGUUGGUUAACAUUUUCGAAGGUGACUGUGAAUGCUAGCUGGUUCGAUGGUACCCACGACGUUUAACAGCAGCAGUUACGACCGGAC